Moesziomyces antarcticus is the source of this 4011-nucleotide messenger RNA. Its product is annotated as RNA-dependent RNA polymerase. The transcript has a single exon. Lineage: Eukaryota; Fungi; Basidiomycota; Ustilaginomycetes; Ustilaginales; Ustilaginaceae. Gene Ontology annotation, molecular function: RNA-directed RNA polymerase activity. Gene Ontology annotation, biological process: siRNA processing. Gene Ontology annotation, cellular component: nuclear RNA-directed RNA polymerase complex. The record is from RefSeq and is a predicted model, not a curated record. The coding region runs from base 1 to 4011 and encodes 1336 amino acids.
AUGACCAAUGUCGUUCAGCAACACUCGCCCGAUCAACACCACCGCUUUCAAUAUACCGAUGCAUCCUCAUCAAAGAGAACAGCCGUAGACCAGCCAAAGACUCGCCAUCACAAGUCAAGAAGGUCUUCACUCUCAUCCCUCGACGCCCCGACUUCCCCGCCUCGUACAACCCCCAGCAAGCACUCGAACAAACCCAAGACUGCAUUUGUCGUCGAUGGUUCCAGCAUGUCCAGCUCAGAUUCCGACACAGACUCAUACAAAGACAUGCUCGUCCGCGAGCAUUGGGAUGCCACCCCGACCUCCUCCCAGACCACCGACAACUCUUCACUGUCUCCUCGACUUGUCACUGCACCCGCCCAAUGCGCCCCGCCCGUUUCACCUUCAGAGAAUGAUGUCGCCGACACUGGACAAAAGACCCCUUUGUGGGCCCUUUUCCGCGAAGACUUUGACGAAAGAGGCGCGCCCGAACGCAUCUAUCUUCCACUCGCUCGCUCGGAACAGCAAAGUGCACGAGCGGAUGCCCCUGAUCCGCCACGCAACGCUGCCGAGCCUCCGAAAGCUGCUGCCGAGCCCUCCAAAGGUGCGCACAUCAGCUCUGUUCCAACUGCACCCGGCCCGCCAGCGACAUUGCCUUCGGAAGCGCCCCCCUCUAAGGCCACGGCGGAGCCGAAGGCCGUCUCCCAUCCCCGACGACACCUGAGCAGGCCUCCUUUACCUCCGUUCAACGUCGUUGAUGGCAAAAUGCGCAUCAAGAUCAUGCAGAAGCAGAAAGACGGCAGGCCAGGAGUGCCUUGGCUGGUGCAAUUCUUCCUCGCCUCGCUCGCUUCCUUCGGCCUGCUUGGCUUCGAGGAACUCGACAUCACCGCGGGCAUCAACACCAUCCGAGCGGAAACCAACCUUGCCGCGAUCCGUGCGCUGUUCCGUACCGCGAAUCAGCGCAUCUUGUGGCAGUCGGAAAAGGACGAAGUUCCGUUCUUAGCUCGACAGCCCACGAAGAAUGAGCUCGAGCUCGCUCAGGAACUGGAUCGCGAGGCAGAGAUGCUUUCUGUCUCGCGCUUCGACGGCGUCCUCGGUCCCCCAGGCGAGGACAUGCGCUCGUUCGGCGGUCGUGUGAACUUCCAUGGCCGCAUCUCGUGCAUCAACAAUCCCAAAGUUACCAAGGCCGGCAAGCACCUCUCCUUCAAGGUGCAGCUCUUGCCUCCCAAACUCGGUGGAAGCUGUCGAUUCGCGCGCCGAUUCGGCAGCGAGAGCAUCCUGCGCCUAACCAUGGACCGCUCGCUGGCAAGGGAGGCUCGAAGGUUCCCACUGCACCCAAAGACGCGCGAAAAGCAUCAGGAGAUCUCCGACUUUUUUGGCCGCACUCUGCAGAUCUUGGGCCGCAAGUACCGUCCUUUCAUUUGCAAAGACGAUACCAUCUUCUAUCUUUGCAUCGGAGCGCCGGAUGGUAGCUCAGCUCGGCCCGAGUUCGACUGUGUCUGGGACUUUGUCGACCACCACGCCCCUUUCGAAUCGAACAGCAGCUCCCAGAUGGGCAAAUUUGUCCAGCGCAUCCAGCUCGGCCUCUCGACUUCCGUUCCCGCUUCAACCAUCAACACGAUCACCUAUGUCUCGGACCUACGCGGCGAUCCGCAUCCGGUGACCGGCGAGCGAGCCAUCAUGACGGAUGGCGCAGCCGUCAUGUCGCUUGCUGUCGCUCGCGACGUGGCUCAACAACUGAACUUGGCCACGAUCCCAUCAGCGAUCCAAGCACGCGUUGCAGGCGCCAAGGGCGUCUGGUAUCUCGACCCGAACGCGCAAAGCUGGCUGCCUGGAGAGGAGCCCAAGCGAUGGAUCCACAUCCGCAAAUCGCAAAACAAGAUCGAGUAUCCGCGCGACAAGCCUCGCGACCUUAGCCAACAGGUGCUUGACGUUCUCACAGGUUCGCGCACGACAUCGCCCUCGUCACUAUCGAAGCAGAUCAUCCUCGUCCUACACAGCAACGGAGUUCCGACAGAGACAUUCGCUGAGCUGCAGCAGGCCGAGCUGCGCGCCAUUGCCGACAGUAUUUCGAACUGGGAUGGCCCAGAUCUUGCAGUCUCUCACGUACUGGCAAAAGUUGUCGAUGACCUUUGCCAGGUCGAGAAGCAACGCGCAAAAAGGAGCAUGGACGCUGCCGAGCACCGAGCGCAGGGCAUGGGCUUGUCCGAUCGCACUCAGAUGGACACAGCCGGCGACGACCGCGUCUUUUUCUUCGAGAAAGGGCGGCACAUAUGGAACUGCAUGCCCGUGUCGAAACCCGAGCGCGCCUACGAGAUGCUAGGAACAGGCUUCCAUCCGCGCUCGUGCUCCUACCUCGCUGGGCUUCUUGUCGAGAUCGCAGACACGGCGAUGAAGAAGGUCUUGCAGCGCUUUGCCGUCCCGAUCGCUCGCAGCGCCGAGGCCAUGGUGAUUCCGGAUCCGACGGGCACGCUGGAAGAGGGCGAGAUCCAGUUCCGCUUCAGCGGGGACAGCAUCUGCGAUCCCGAUAGCCGACUUGCACUGCACCACGUGCCCGAAGGCGACGUUCUCGUCAUGCGACAUCCCUGCCUUCUUCCCACCGACAUUCGCAAGGUGCGAGCUGUGGUGCGGCCGGAGCUCAGCCGAUUCCAAGACGUGGUGGUCUUCUCCACCAAGGGCCACACUCCUCUUGCUUCGUUGCUCAGUGGUGGAGACCACGACGGCGAUCUCAUCCGAGUCUUCUGGGAGCCGCAGCUGGUUGAACCGUUCAAGAAUGCAGACGUCAAGUUUGCCGAAUGCCCUUUCGAGAUUAGCAAGGUCUUCGACCGCAGCGAGGAGACGGUAGCGGAGUUCGUGGCUCAGCACAUUGACAAGAACAAGGAGGAGCGCGAUCGCGAGCUGACCGAGAGUACGGUUGCGGCCGUCUUCGACCCGCAGGUGCGGGGCCUGUACGGAGUCAUGCAUCUCUAUGCAGCAUGGCAGUUUGGCAUCGAGAGUGAACAGGCGGUAGAUCUGGCACACAAGUUCUGCCAAUGCAUGGAUGGCUCCAAAACCGGACUCACGAUCAAGGCCGAGGUGCGGAUCGGAGACAGCAAAAAAUACUUUGGAAAGCUGCCGGCUUGGGCGUACGACGCCGAGGAUCCGAGCGAUCGGCACGAUUGGUUCGGUGAAGAGGACCACACGCCCGUUGGAGCGGUCAAGAACUCGCAGCAGCUCGAGUCGGUGCUGUGCACGCUGUGGGCCGCGGGCAAGGAGGAGGUGGGCCGACUCAAGACGCGUCUGCACCAGAUGACGGAGAAGCUGCGCGGAGUCGAGGAUACGUCGCUUUCGGGACUUUGGAAGCAGGCCAAGGAUCUGGGACGAAUUCGACCGGAAGAGGAGGAAGCGAUCCGCAACCACGUCAAAGUGAUGGAGGAGAGCUACGUGCUCACCAACUCACGCACCCGCCGCGAGAUUGAGAAUCGCAAUCGCGGACUACAAGCCAAGGCGAUAUCGAAGAGCCGCCAGGAACGAUCGGCACCGCUGCGCAGGGUUCGCUCGGAGGCGAGCAGCAAGAUGGGCAGCGGCGCUCGCGAGAAGCUCCUGCAAGGCACGGCGGUGGACGAUCUGGAGAGCAGCGACAUGAUGGAUCGCUUGGACGAGACGGUCGAGGUGCCCGUGGUGCUGGACUCGGCGAGCGAGGUGGCGAUGCGCUUCUGCCAGUGGCCAAAGGCGUUUGCAGAACACCACAUCGCCAAGAUGGACAAGGCGGCGGUGGCGAGGCUGGAGAUGCUGCGCGCGUCGUACGCCUACUCUGUCACGUACGCAAGCAAGCCGCGCUUCGCAUUCGAGAUGGCCUGGCGUUGGAUUCUGGACUUCAAGGCCGACGCGGCGGGCGAAGCGGAGAGCAGAAAUUGCGAUGCCAGCACGUUCAUUCCUACGCCGGGGAGGAGGUCCAUGCAGGUACCGUUCUCGACGCUCGAAGUGCUUGGCCUGCGCAAGAAGCCCAUCGCCCGCACCAUCGAGGCGGCGCGAAACCGAAGUUUUGAAGUCUAG